Molecule: messenger RNA, 1782 nt
Organism: Chlorella variabilis
Lineage: Eukaryota; Viridiplantae; Chlorophyta; Trebouxiophyceae; Chlorellales; Chlorellaceae
Exons: 9
Coding region: 1-1782 (593 amino acids)
Source: RefSeq, a predicted model, not a curated record
AUGCCUGCAGAAGAAGCACCGCAGCACUCGCAGCAAGCCGCCGACAAUGCCGCCGGCUGGGGCAGCAGCGAGCUGGCGCCACCCGACCCUGCCGCCGCCCCCGCUGCUCGCCCAGGAGCGCCGCUGUCGGAGGCGCUUCGGAAGCAGCUGGCACAGCUGGCGGUGGAUGGCUCGGCUUGGAUGGACGACCACCGCUUGGCGGUCCGCCUGGCUGCCAUUGCCGCCGUGGCAGGCAGCGUGGCCUUCCUGCUGCACACAGGCCACGUGGCGGGGUGGCGGCAGUAUGCGUCUCUGGCAGAGCUGCCACCGCGCCUGCUGGCCCCGCAGGCGGCACGCCUCCCCGUGGUGAUGCACAGCGCGGCGCAGCACGGCGAGGUGCUGGCGGUGCGCGUUGCGCACUACCCGCUGCUGCGCCGCUUGGUGGACGGCUACCGCAGGGUACCGUCGUCUGCGGCGGCGCACCGAGCGGCAGACCGCAGCCGGCUGCUCACCUGCUACCUCGCGGGCCCGGUGCAGCCCACGGCCGCAGGGCUGAAGUACCUAAAGCAGCUGGAGCUUGUGGGCGUGCACCGCAUGCGCCUGCUGAGCGUGGUGGACGCCGCCGACCAGGCUUGGACGGCCCCGGCGGCACAGGAUGCUGCUGGCAGCCAAGCCAGGCUGCAGCUGGGGCCCGGCGUCGCCUGGGGCGGCUGGGAGCAGCUGGCUGCUCAGGGCGCCGCCUCGGCACCGGCAGAUGAAGCUCCGACCACGCCCGCGCCUGCAGCCCAGCAGCCGCCUGUGGCAGCGCAGCACGAUGAGCUGGCCCCAGUGGCAGCGCCCAGCCAGCGGCAGCAGCAGGAGCGGGGGGCUGCUGGUGCGGCUGCGGCGGCUGCGGCGGCGGUGCACUCUGGGCCCAUGCUGUGGGGUGAGCUGUAUGCCCGAGAGCCGCGCCGAGGGCUGGCGGCGCUGCUGCCGCGGCAGCGGGGCGAUGUCGGCGAGCGCCUGAUCAGCCGGGGCGAGGCAGCCAUGAAGGAGCCAAUAGACCUGGAGUGGCUGGGAUGCAGCUGGCACCGCAUUGACCGGCUGUAUGCCGCAGAGCAGGCCGCCAUCCGGGCAGGGCUGGGCAUCUGGGCGGUGAGGCGGCCCGGCCUGGGGGAGUGGAGCCGCAGCGUGGCCCGCAGCGCUUGGAUGCGGGUGCGGCACACCGCACGCACCACGGCAGCCGCGGCAGCUGGCAGCGUGAGCGGCGCGGCCGCGGCCGCCGGCACUGCAGUGGCGGGAGCGCUGACAGCCAAGCCCUCUGCAGGCAGUGCGGCGGGCAGGGCAGCGGCGCAAGCUGAAGGGGUGUGGAGCCGGGCUGCGGCUGCGGUGGGCAGGCGCCGAAUGUUCGCCUGCGGCACGCGGCUGGACACGGGCGGGCCCCGCUGCGCCAUGUGCCCCCAAGUCUGCAUCAUGGACUGCAUGCCAGGCUACAAGUGCGGCAAGGAUGCCAAUGGCUGCUUCAACUGCCUGCCGGACGCCUCAAGCAACGGCAGCAUCCGCCCAAACUCGACUAGCACCAAUAGCACCAAUAGCACCAAUAGCACCAGCAGCGGCGGGGCUGUGGUGAUCGGCAGCGACGCCAAGUGCACCCUUGGUUCUGACUUCAAGCCUGUCUGUACUGCCGUCCCCAAGUGCACGCCCGGCUGUGGCACCGGCUAUGUGUGCCAGGCGGCGGGCAGCAAGUGGAAGUGUGUGAAGAAGCCGCCAGCCGUUCGUCGCACAGCCCGCAAGCAGGCGGUGCGCCACCUACUGGCGGCCUGA